AUGGCUCGCGACAAUAUCCUCUUGUCGUACAUUGUCAUGGACCUCUUGUUCGUGAUAUCCGGAGGGCUUCUAAUUGGUUUUGCCCUGAUAACGGAGACCGAGGCAAAGUCAGUGCCUACAAUCAAUACUAUCGCGAGAGAUUUGCUCUUGAACCGAUGUCCAUUAAAUGCUGCCGUUGGAAAUGCCGUAAUGGUCUUCGUCACCUUCCUGAUCUCCGUUCCUGCGAUGGUCAUGCCGACGACCAGAGGAUGGCUGAAGUUUCACGGGUUCAUGACUGCUGUCUGUGCGCUCUUUACUAUGAUUAUUGGGCUUGAUAUCUGGUUCGAUACUCUGAAGACGAGGAAAAAUCUCUCGCUCGUGUGGGACCAGCAGCCUGUUAGUUCGCAGAGUUUGCUUCAGCAGAAGCUCGACUGUUGCGGUUACGCUAACAGCACUUCUCCCCCCUUUGCCGUCGACACGACAUGUCCCAACGCACUGGUUGCUGCUGCUCGCGUUGGGUGCGUGGGUCCGUUCUCAAGGUAUGCCAAUAACUUCUUGGAUCUGGUCUUCACGGGUGCAUUUGGUAUCGUGGGUAUCGAUGUCGCUCUUGUCCUCUCCACAACCAUGUUACUCAAGAGCCGAAAGGAGAAGGAGAGGUACCGUCAUAUCGAUGAGAAGAAUGGUGCAGGUGCACUCUAG
Molecule: messenger RNA, 678 nt
Organism: Lachnellula hyalina
Lineage: Eukaryota; Fungi; Ascomycota; Leotiomycetes; Helotiales; Lachnaceae
Exons: 3
Coding region: 1-678 (225 amino acids)
Source: RefSeq, a predicted model, not a curated record